Aphidius gifuensis is the source of this 2044-nucleotide messenger RNA. RefSeq lists its product as uncharacterized. Gene Ontology annotation, molecular function: DNA-binding transcription factor activity, RNA polymerase II-specific; RNA polymerase II cis-regulatory region sequence-specific DNA binding; protein dimerization activity. The coding region runs from base 112 to 1116 and encodes 334 amino acids. The record is from RefSeq and is a predicted model, not a curated record. The transcript has 4 exons. Gene Ontology annotation, biological process: regulation of transcription by RNA polymerase II. Lineage: Eukaryota; Metazoa; Arthropoda; Insecta; Hymenoptera; Braconidae.
UUACACUAUAUACAAUAAUUGUUUAACAAUUAAUUCAUUCAAGUGGACCAGUGUUUGAAAAAAUUAUUAAGUAAAAAAAAAAAGUAAAUUUAUCACAUCAUCAUCGUCAGAAUGCCAAUGCUAACAUACAACACAAGUAUGGAUGAUAGAUCACCAGCAACAUCACUUGUCUUUGGUGACAAUGACAUGAUAGUCAAUGAAGAUUCAUCAGGUGAUUCAUCAGAGGCAAUGAGAGACACUGAAGAAGAAACAAUGUUCUCUGAUGAAUUUUAUUCACACGACACUGAUGACGAAGAUGAUAUUAAUAAAAAAAAUCAUAAUUCAAAUCAAUCUAUGGAUAAUGAAUCAUCAUCAUCAUCAUCAUCAUUAUUAUUAUUGUGUACAUCUGGUACAACAAUGAUGACAUCAACAACAACAUCAUCAACGACAUCAUCAACGACAACAAUUCAACAUGAUGGUGUACGUAAAUUAUUUACAAAUAGCCGAGAACGUUGGCGACAACAAAAUGUUAGUGGAGCUUUUUCUGAAUUACGUAAACUUGUUCCUACACAUCCACCAGAAAAAAAACUUUCAAAAAAUGAAAUACUUCGUAUGGCAAUUAGAUACAUUAGACUAUUGACAAAUGUCUUGGAAUGGCAAAAAGCACAAGAAUGCACAAAUUUACGAAUAAAAUGUGAGCCAAGCUUUAUUCAAUAUUCACCAAAAUCACCAUCAAAUUUAAUGAUAUUUAAAAAAGAAGAAAAAAAUACAAAAGACAAAAUUGAUACAACCAAUAAAAAUACAAAUAAUAAUAAUAAAAUAAUAAAUAAUUAUCAUUUGCCUUGUGAUGUGAAAAAUGGUAAUGAGCUUCUUAUGAUUGCAUCUGGAUUAUCGUCAUCAAAACAUAAAUCAUCAGUAGCAUCAGCCGCCACUGGUAGAUGUUCAAAUUUACGUAAAAUACGACAAAUUAUUACCAACAACAACAACAGUAAUAAUUUAAAUAACAAUUUAAGCUAUUUUAAAAAAAAUAACGCUAAAUUAGAUGAUGAAAAUGAAAGUUUGUGUGGAAAUAUAAGCAAAUCGUCCGUGAAAAAAAGAAUUAAAAUCAUGAAUCAUGAAUCUAAAAAAUUGGAUUAAAUUUUAUCAACUUUUUUUUUUCAAGUGAAAUAGUUAUUUUAUGCGUUUCAUCAGUUGUUGUUGUUAUUAUUGAAUUAUUUCGAGUUGAAGCUCAUUGAAUAUAUAGUGCAAUAUAUAUAUAGCUAAAUUCAAAUACAAUACAAUACAUUUAAGGUAUGUUUUUUUUUUUUUUUUCUUUUAUAAUUGCAAAAGCAUGAACUAUAAUUAUAAUUAAAAUUUAAAUAAUCAAAUAUGAAAUUUUGAAAAUAUAAUUGGUGUAUAUCAUUUUUUAACAAAAAUUAAACCAAGUGUCUUUUUGCCUUAAUAUUAUAUUCAUAAUGUGAUGACCCUACCCUAUAUAUAUAUUAUUGCUAUUAUUUUUCACUCAACUAUUGUCAAGUGGCCCUCGAUGAUCUCUCAUAGUAUUUUGACACGUAUACGCACUAGCAGUAGGAACAGCAUAAAAAAAAAGGGAGGCUACUUGAAAUAUUCAAUAUAAAUAUUUAGGGGUGUCAUCCCUAAUUUAAAAAUCAAAAUGUUAUCAUGACACAAUGUGCUCAUUCAAGCAUAAUUACCAGCUAAUCUGCGUGGGAUAAGUUGUGAUCGUCACCAACUCAACUCUAAUUUUUUUUUUUUUUUAUCGCGCAUACCACAAAAUAAUUUUUAUUUAUUUUUUUUCAAGUAACUGUCUAACUGUCUGUCUGUCUGACUGUCUAACUGAUUGACAGCUUUAAUCAUUAUAUAUAUUAUCACGACUAAGAUAACAUUAAAUAUAUAUAUAAAUAUAUAAAUAUACAAGUAUACAUGUAUAUAUGAUUCGAGUGAUAAAAAAAAAAAAAAAAAGUAAAAAGAAAAUUGCGUAUGCUGCAGUAUAUAAAAUAUAUAAAAUAUAUAAAAAAAUUUAGAGUAAAUUCAAUAAAUAAAAAUAAUAAUGGAGUGUGAUAUCAAU